Messenger RNA from Lineus longissimus, 5543 nucleotides. Its product is annotated as protein dimmed-like. The transcript is spliced from 2 exons. Gene Ontology annotation, molecular function: protein dimerization activity; DNA-binding transcription factor activity, RNA polymerase II-specific; E-box binding. Gene Ontology annotation, biological process: axon development; positive regulation of transcription by RNA polymerase II; sensory organ development. Gene Ontology annotation, cellular component: nucleus. Lineage: Eukaryota; Metazoa; Nemertea; Pilidiophora; Heteronemertea; Lineidae. The record is from RefSeq and is a predicted model, not a curated record. Bases 151 to 813 code for a protein of 220 amino acids.
GCGACAGAGCAGGUUGUGCGCUGAGUCAGUCUCUUUCACCAUUGGAAGUAUCGGUAGGGAAAAAUUCUGUGGUGUUGUUAUUUCACAGGAGGGAUUUAUAGAAACAUUCUAUCAGAAACUCACGGAUCCGGUCAGCCGGCUCACUAGGUGAUGAGAAAUUCGUCGCAGACGGUGCCCGACAUGACGUCGCCUCUAGAUUUCGAUGCCUCGCCCGAGGGUGAGGGCCCGGAAGUAAGCGUAUGGGACCUCGUCAGAUCGGACGCAGUAAAUGCAGGUGGUUUUGGUCAGCAGGAUCGACGUGGUGUAAAGCGAGCGGGAAAUAGCAGCCCCUCAGACUCAUGUGCUAGUUCAGUGAACGAGGAACCAGCAGAGAGAAAAUCAAAGGCUCAGAAACGGAGCUCACGGCGGCGGAAAACGGUGAGUGCCCGGGAGAGGAAUCUACGGCGGCUUGAGAGCAAUGAACGGGAACGCAUGCGCAUGCAUUCACUCAACGAUGCCUUCCAGGAAUUACGAGAGGUUGUGCCCCAUGUAAAAAUGGGCAGGAAAAUAUCAAAGAUAGAGACACUUACUUUAGCUAAGAAUUACAUUAAAGCGCUAACAAACGUUAUAUGUGAAAUGCGUGGCGAGGAAAAAGCUUUUGAUCUAGUACCCCCUGGUGGGGAAGGAGACGACGAAGAUGAUGAUGAUGUAGAUGAUGAUUCUUUUGGAGUUCCAUCCGCGUUUGAUACACCUAGUCCGACGGAGUGCGCCGAGAGCACAAGUGAAAGUCCCAACAUUAGCCCAUCUGUUGAAUUCAAACCGUUCGUGGAGUAAUUUCGUACGGAUUUCGAUUAAACACUGAUUCAUCUCGGGAGAUCUCGAGAAAGGGGCGAGAAACAAACUUGACACAUUCCAGUGAACCAAUUUAGUUCAAUAAGCAGACAUGGCUCCCGAUCGGGGUUGAUAUAAAACGGAGCUUGGAAAAUCUCGUGAUGGACUGACGUUGUAUAGAAAAACGGAUUCACAACGAAACAAUAAAACGGAAAAAACGAUAUGAUAUCAAAUCACAGUGUGUUCAAUCAUAGUUAAGAUCUUCGUCCGGCAGCAGCACUGGGCGGCCUGGUCCUGACAAGGUUAAAGGAUGGUGCCAACGGAAACAGCUAAUAAGGUGAGCUGUAAAGUAGCGUCGAGCUAGUCAAUCGUGGGCAACAGGUGCUUAUUUCUAAAAAAUGCCCACGAUCAAAAACACCUGUCUGUCAUUGUAUGGCCAGAUACAUAGUCAAGUUUUCCGAGUGAUGCUACACAGUCAAGAAUGGACAGUUGUUGUCAGUGCUGAUAAAUAAAGACUCAAGGUUCAAGUGUUGCGUACGGUACGCCGCUCGCCAGGCCGGGUUCCAUUUUCAUAUCAACUAGGACAUUCCAUUUACCGGGCUUGGUUCUCAUUUUAUCAUCCACAGUGGACUUUGCUAUGGAAGGUGAAGAUGCUGGCAAGGUCAUCAUUCGUAACCAAAGACUGGCAUUGAUACGUCAUCAUUACGUCAUCUCAUUAAUUAGUUAUCAUUAGAAAUACUAGAGAAGAUUGAGAGGUGAAGGUGAUAUUUUAUGUACUACGCCAUUACGCAUGCGUGGUGCAGGGUUUUAUGCAUUUAUAAUGUAAUAUUUCAUAUAUGUAGGUUUUAUAGGAAAGUAGAAUAGAUUAGAUUUCUAGAGUAUAGUCAUAUUAGACGACAUUAGUGCCUGAAUACGUUGUGUUUGUCCGUGUACGUGGAAACGGUAGACAAGUGCCCUCUAUCGCAAAACUUCCAAAUGGGUAUUCUCUAGUCACAACUCCUCUUGGAUCAUCAGGGUAUUUCAUUGUUAAAGAUGAUUCAGUUGUUAACAUUGCCUUCGAAAUUGAUAUAUAGGAACGUACUGAAAUACCCUGAUAAUUCUGGCUGGCUAAAUCAAAAGUAUAUUUUUCUUCUAUUUAUUGAAUGUUACUUAUAAAGUUAAGUUCGUCUGUAUUUUUCAUUAUAUUUUCUGCUGGUACAUUUCCACAGUAGAAAAUGUCCUUCUUCAGAAAUAUCCAAGUGUUUAGGAGUGUAACUUCAAAACACAAGGACUAAUCGCAUAAGUUAUAUUAGGGGAUUUCGCAUUGUUGUCACCAGUGGCAGCUUUUGCGAUUUGGCCCACGGUCUAAUAUAUCGAUUGGCUUCGCUCUUCCUCCUCCUUGAAGCUCGCUGUCUGACUAUGGUAACAGAUGAGCCUAAUUGCUAGUCUGUUAAUUACCGGUCGAGGCAUCGACUUCCCGAGUCAUUUAUGUCUAUUAUUUCAAACACCAUUAAUAAAUGGACCGCAGACCAACUUCGGGCAGUGCAUCUGCUCCUACCCUUAUGGGGCAUGCCGGUCGAAUAUUCCAAUAAUGUUCUAUCAUUGUGUUAAAAGCCGUUCGAUCCCAAUUAUUUGCCGUGUCGCGCACGUCGAAAUCUACGGCUACGACCAAGGAUGCCUCCUCUCAAUAAGAAAGCAUGAUAGUAAUCCUCGAAGUCCAGAACAACCUCUUCCGCCUCGGGCAUCGUCUAUGUGCCUUCUUCUGUUACAUGUCAUUCCUAUUCUUCUUCGCCUCCUUCUUCGUCUUCUAAAGCCGAAGAUAUUUUCACAUUGUUGGCUUUUUGUGAUAUAAACAUGUACAUAUAAAUUGGAAGGAAUAAACUCACACUAUGUAAAUGUUAGAAAGCGCGCGUUGAUACAGAGGCUGUUUGUCAAAGAUUAUCCUUUCAAAGAAGACUUCUUUUUCUAUUUCAAUUUGAGUUUAUUCGAUCCAGGGCGUGGUAUAUCAACAGUCACUGAGACCCACCAUGGAUUCACUGCUUGCAAAAUGACCAAUUGCUUCAAUUCCGCUACGUUUUGUCUUCCGUGACAUCUUCUGCAAGCACCGGAAGUCGCAGAUGUGCUAGCCAAUUUCAUGGCGCCACAGAGAUGUAUGCUCUGAUAAAUCAUUUCCACUUGCCGCUGGGGGCAGAUUGUGAUUUUUUCAGUUGAGAAUCUCAAGCAAUCUGCAGAUGGUUCUCCUUCUAUUCAAUCCAAGCAGUGGGUUUAUUUCUUCACAUUCUGUAACAUUGCCAAGUGGUUUCAAGAUGACCGAGAGUGCUGACUUUAGUCCUUAGUGGCUGGCCGUUAUGUCGCAGGUGUGGAAUAGCUGGGCUGUCACUAUUGUGCUGAUUAGCGCUCACAAGCAGCCUGAUGCUUAAGAUGAUAGUCUCUUGUCAGUUGCACGCCCCAGAAAUCGCAUAUCCGACUGACUUCCCUCAGCGGAACUGCCUUGGUGAGGCAUUAUCUCAUGCUUAUCUGGCCCGCUUUCUAGCUGGCCAGAUGUGACGGAUAUCAUCCACAUAAAACGUUUCGAGGUUCUUUUAGUUCCAAGGGCAAUUUCCGUGGGGAAGUGCUAUUUCUGUGGCUUUCACGAAAACGUAUAUAGGCUAUUCGGUUUUCACCGAGGGAAUUGGAAUAUGCUCAACCGUGAAAGGGACGACAUGCUGAUCGGGCCGCGGUUACCCAAGUAUUAUAUCCCGAUUACCCUGUGUUUCGCUACCAGACUACGUGUACUGAAAAUGCGUGCUCUCGUCAGUAAAGUUAGGAAUCACCGCGCUCAUGGUUCAGCUAAUAUACAUGUACCGUGUUUAUCUCCUGCUGCAAUGAUAGUUGUUCAGCUCUUACCAGCUAACAUUAUUUGCGUUACAAACACUAUCACUGUCACUUUCGCGUAUUGCUAUCAAUAUAACACUAAUAAGUGAAUAGAUGGCCAAGAUUGGUAAACUGGUAACAAAAUAAUUGAGUUGUGCUUUCACUGGGGAGAAUUCAAUUGUUCAAAUAUUUUAAGAUAAUACUGUUUAUUCAAGAGGGGAUCGUGUAGUCGUGUGAAGAAUAAUUUCGUUUGGUACCGUGACUACCCUUUUUGUGUGAUAGCUGUGUACACCGUACGCAAGCAUUACACUGAGAUUACCGUAAAACGUAUUCGAAAAAUAUAUGUAUAUCGUGUUUUCACACCUAUCCGUAGACGGUAGCAACGCAAAUGUCACGAAAAUGUCACACUAAAAAAAUGAAUUUAUGGGAAGUCUACUCAUGCACCUUUGUAUUCUCAUCGUUAAAAUGUAUUUCGUUCCGAUAUAUGCCAUCAAUGAAGAUCGUUUGAAACCUGCAGUUGCCGUUACCUGGAAUCCCCAUUAUUGCUACAAGAUUGAAUCAAAAGUGUCGAGCUUAAUUUCUUCUUACACUUGUGUAUGUGCUGGUGGCUAGGUUCGUUGUCUCUAUCCCUAGUCAAGCUUACAAUAAAGUCCCCCACACGCAUUUGAACAGUCCCUCCAUCAAACAGCUGAUGUGAGUGGACAGCUGCUACGUUCACGCACCCUUAUGUUUUGAUUGUGCAUUGUACAUACAAUGCUUGCAUUUUGGCAUAUCCUUGCCUAGUUUUGUGAUUGUUCUCAGUCUGAUAAUAGCGAAAUGUCUGUGUCCUGGAUGACCCCGUGCUGACUUAUUGGUAAUGUUCGUCACUCCUUUUGGAGAAAGCGGCUCUAAGACUUGACGAACAACGCUGGUAAAUUGGCAUGCACUGGCACCACUCAUGCAUUGAGCUUGUUGAGGGACAAAGAAAAAAAUGAUAUGUGUUGAUUCUUUUAUACGUAACGAUAACAUAAGAUUAUACAUGUAUUCCAAAUUUACGUCUGCAGACUGUCUGACAACCUCAAAACGAGGAAGGUCCCAGGGACUUCUGAUGUUCCACAGUCUGUUGACCCAACGAGGUUCUCCCUUGUACUCCGCGUUUCAAAAAGCGUCCUGGAUCCUGGCCUUCACCUUGCUUCGUUUUGAAGUUGGAUCACUUUCCGUGAACAUGUCAGACAGUCUGCUGACUUAACUCUGGAAUAUACACAUUCUUUUACAAGAUGAAGGAGAAUGUGAUCGUUCCUGAUAAAAAAAUCUUCACAUGUUAUUUAGAUAACCGGCGUAGAAGAUGAAUGAGCAAAAGAGAGCACAGAUAAGUAUGAAAUGUUCGUUCAAUGAAACAGUGCCAGAAAAUUUUACGUUGAAUGUAUCAUUUGUAAGAUGAAAGAUUUGACCUGUCCACUAGGAUUUAAAGAUGCUCAGUGUAUUCAGUGAGGAUGCUGAACUGAGUUAUAAACGUAUCUGUUCUGUUAAGUGUUCUAUAUAGUCUAAAUGAUAUAGCGAGUGUUACAGACUCAUAUUCUGUACGUUGUGAGCGUUGGUGACCAUGGACCAAGCGGACAAUUAGAAAAACAAAUUAUGAAUGAAAACGAGAGAUCGUCUUUUUCUGCAAGAAUGGUGUAUGCAUGUAAUCAUUUUUGCUGAGACAGGGUUCGUUACUGCGGGAGUUCGUUCACGAGUAAACCGACCCAGAAGGUUGUCCAUCAGGAUGACGGCUUCUGGACUAGAUUAGGAGCCGUGACAGUUCUCGCGAAAUGUUUACAAUAUAAAUCUGUAACACUCUAUAUAUCUCUCAAGUCUAUCAACUUAUCUACGUACCUGUUGUUGAAAAUUCUAAAUAGAUAGUGUAAAUAAAAUAAUUAUUU